Messenger RNA from Talaromyces proteolyticus, 1972 nucleotides. RefSeq names its product Cys/Met metabolism PLP-dependent enzyme-domain-containing protein. The record is from RefSeq and is a predicted model, not a curated record. Gene Ontology annotation, molecular function: pyridoxal phosphate binding. Gene Ontology annotation, biological process: 'de novo' L-methionine biosynthetic process; transsulfuration. NCBI's taxonomy places the organism in Eukaryota, Fungi, Ascomycota, Eurotiomycetes, Eurotiales, Trichocomaceae. The coding region runs from base 181 to 1533 and encodes 450 amino acids. The transcript has 3 exons. Gene Ontology annotation, cellular component: cytoplasm.
CCAUCAUUCGAGCUAAUUUACACAUUAUUUCCAUUCUUACAUACUGCUGCUCCUUGCUCUCCCUGCUCAUCCCAUCCAUCCCAUUGACUCAUGAUAUAGACGCAGCUCAUCCCAUCCCAUCCCAUCUAAUUCUCUCUGUCAUUCUCAGUACCCCCCCCCAUAAACCCCCACCUUGCAGCGAUGUCGACAGCUGGCUCUGGACAAAACGCUGGCAAUGAGUCAGCUGGAAGUGCAUCAGGGACUGUUUUGAAAAAGACCUUUCCGCAUGUUGAUCUAGAUGGACACAAUCUGCCUCCUUCCCCAGCUCCCUCCAGUCCGCAUUCUGGUCGCCGAUAUGCGAUUGCUACCGAAUUGGUUUAUACGGAGGGUAGUGAUCAGUAUAAUGCUAGUAGUGUGCCUAUUUACCAGAGUGCCACUUUUAAGCAGACUUCUGGAUCGGGCGGUGGUGAAUAUGACUACACGCGUUCCGGCAAUCCGACCCGAACUCACCUUGAACGACAUCUCGCCAAGAUUAUGUCCGCACAACGAGCUCUGGUGGUUUCUUCGGGAAUGGCGGCUCUAGAUGUCAUCACACGGCUGUUACGCCCAGGCGAUGAGGUCGUUACUGGUGAUGAUUUGUAUGGAGGCACAAACCGGCUUUUGAAAUACCUCGGAACGCACGGCGGCAUUAUCGUACACCAUGUCGAUACUACAACCCCCGAGAACGUCGAAACGGUCAUCAGCUCCAAGACUGCCAUGGUUCUCCUCGAGACCCCCACCAACCCGUUGAUCAAAGUUGUUGAUAUCCCGAAAAUCGCCACCAUCGCGCAUAAGGAGAAUCCGAACUGUAUCGUUGCCGUUGAUAAUACUAUGAUGUCUCCUUUGCUGUUGAAUCCACUGGAAUUGGGCGCGGAUGUUGUUUAUGAGAGUGGCACUAAAUACCUUUCCGGUCAUCAUGACUUGAUGGCCGGGGUUAUCGCCGUCAAUGACACUAGCCUGGGCGAGCGUCUGUACUUCCCGAUUAAUGCAUCCGGGUGUGGGUUAUCGCCAUUCGACUCGUGGCUACUAAUGCGCGGCGUCAAAACACUCAAAGUACGCAUGGAGCAGCAGCAGUCCAACGCCCAGCUCAUUGCCGAGUUCCUCGAGUCGCAUGGGUUCAAAGUCCGCUACCCUGGUCUUCGAUCGCAUCCGCAGUAUGACUUGCACCAUUCCAUGGCUCGCGGCUCCGGCGCCGUUCUAUCUUUUGAAACCGGCGAUGUCGGUCUCAGCGAGAGAAUCGUCGAAAGCGCCAAACUCUGGGCUAUUAGCGUCAGUUUCGGCUGCGUCAACAGUUUGAUCAGCAUGCCCUGCCGUAUGAGUCACGCCAGCAUCGAUGCGAAGACGCGACAGGAGCGAGCUAUGCCGGAGGAUCUCAUCCGGCUCUGUGUCGGUAUUGAAGACCCAAAUGACCUGAUUGAUGAUCUGCGACGAGCUUUGGUUCAAGCUGGCGCCGUCAAUGUCUCGCUGGACGACUUCCAGGCCGUCCACCCUACCAACGCGGCGACUACAAACUAAUAAAAUUCAACACGACAUGAUUCCUUUUGAUGUUACGAAAUUUGCAAUACUUUGAGCGGCGUUUUGAUUGGUUGUGUGGAAAAAGUACAGAUUCAUCUAUGUGAUGUUAUUCGUAUCAAUGCGUUAGACAUUGGUAUUGUAAAUGUAGUCAGUCCACAACUUCGGCUGUGAUGUCUCGGAUAUUCAGUAUUCAGUAUUUAUUAUCUAGCAUUCUAUAUUCACAGCGACUUCUUACUACAGUACGAUGUGACUGGGUGAUUGUCAGUAUCAUGUCCGUGGCGCUUCCGGAGUUCUCCAUUUUUCUCCGACUCCCUCCAAGCCAGAAUGAGGCUUAUCCCGUCCUGGCGUAGCCCGAUCAGCCACCGGCCGCAAACCCGGCUCGCCGGCGCCGAUGACGGGGAAUGGGCCGUCAAUGAGAUAAGACUGCUCUCUGCUGAGU